AUGUACGCACCAGUUGAGUUUUCAGAAGUUGAUUACCCACAAGUUGAAUAUCAAAGAAGACAACAAUUUUGGGAUCCUAUACGUCUAGCUCUUUUCACAUUGGCAAUUGUAGCAAUCAUAGGAAUUGCAAUUGGUAUCGUUACUCAUUUUGUUGUUGAGGAUGAUAAGUCAUUCUAUUACCUUGCCUCUUUUAAAGUAACAAAUAUAAAAUACAAAGAAAGUUAUGGAAUGAAAAGCUCAAGAGAGUUUAUAGAAAGGAGUCAUCAGAUUGAGAGAAUGAUGUCUAGGAUAUUUCGACGUUCUUCCGGAGGAGGUCGGUUUAUCAAAUCUCAUGUUAUCAGACUGAGUCCAGAUGAACAAGGUAUGAACAUCCUUAUGGUGCUUAUGUUUCGAUACCCAUCUACUGAUAGUGCUGAGCAAAUCAAGAAAAAAAUUGAGAGGAUUUUAUAUCAAAGUCUGAAGACAAAACAGUUGCCUCUGACUAUAAACAAAUCAUCAUUCACGCUCACAUCUAUCGACAGCAAAAAGAUGAGGAAUCUUCUCAACAGCCGCUGCGGAAUAAGGAUGACAUCUUCAAACAUGCCUUUACCAGCAUCCUCCUCUACUGAGAGGAUUGUCCAAGGGAGGGAAACAGCCAUGGAAGGCGAGUGGCCGUGGCAGGCCAGCCUCCAGCUCAUAGGUUCCGGCCAUCAGUGCGGAGCCACCCUCAUCAGUAACACGUGGCUGCUCACAGCAGCUCACUGCUUCCGCAAAAAUAAAGACCCAAGUCAAUGGAUUGCUACUUUUGGUACAACUAUUACACCACCUGCAGUGCAACGAAGCCUGGGGAAAAUUAUCCUUCAUGAAAAUUACCAUAGGGAAACAAAUGAAAAUGACAUUGCCUUGGCUCAGCUUACCAACCGAGUUGAGUUUUCAAAUAUAGUCCAGAGAGUUUGCCUCCCAGAUUCAUCUAUAAAGUUGCCACCUAAAACAAGUGUAUUUGUCACAGGUUUUGGAUCCAUUGUAGAUGAUGGACCCACGCAAAACAAACUUCGGCAAGCCAGGGUGGAAACCAUAAGCACGGAUGUGUGUAACAGAAAGGAUGUGUAUGAUGGCCUGAUAACUUCAGGAAUGUUAUGUGCUGGAUUCAUGGAAGGAAAAGUAGAUGCGUGUAAGGGCGAUUCUGGUGGUCCUCUGGUUUAUGAUAAUCAUGACAUCUGGUACUUAGUUGGUAUAGUAAGUUGGGGACAAUCAUGUGCUCUUCCCAAGAAACCUGGGGUCUAUACAAGAGUGACUCAGUAUCGAGGAUGGAUUGCCUCAAAGACUGGUAUCUAG
Molecule: messenger RNA, 1314 nt
Organism: Panthera uncia (snow leopard)
Lineage: Eukaryota; Metazoa; Chordata; Mammalia; Carnivora; Felidae
Product: transmembrane protease serine 11F
Exons: 10
Coding region: 1-1314 (437 amino acids)
Biological process (GO): proteolysis
Cellular component (GO): extracellular region; plasma membrane
Molecular function (GO): serine-type endopeptidase activity
Source: RefSeq, a predicted model, not a curated record